GCUUCGAUUGGCCGGACGCUGACGCUAUUUGGCAAAAGGCGUUUGUGACGCGAGGAGACGUCCGAUCUUUGAAGAGACCGGGUAGGGGGUGGGGUGUCGCAUGACUGCGCGGUGGAGAGUGAGAGGCGGUGCUUAAGACAUCUUCGCCCGCCCCCCGCGUCUCUCUACUUGCCUUGCGCGAGCGAGCGAGCGAACGGACGAACGAACGAACGGACAGAGGCACUGCUGAAGCCCCUCCUCGAGCUCCUCCCACCUCCAGUCUCUUUUCCUUUCUGCCGUCAGUGCCGCGUUAGCAACAUCGCCAGCAGCCGCAGCAGCGAGAGCUCCUCCUUCUGCUCCGCGCACUCUCGCCUUGGUCUCUCGCCCUCUCUCUCCGGUUCCUCCGCGCGCUGUAUGGUCCAUCACCACCGCCCUGCUUCGGCACCACCUCUGCGGCCGACUCCACUUCCCUCCGGCUCAGCUCCUCCUGCCCUCGGCGGUGGCGCCCUCAGUACCCAGGCUGUAUGAUCAGGCUACAGUCUUCAAUGAGUAACCAUAUUCCUCAGUUCUGUGGUGUUCUUGGUCACACAUUUAUGGAGUUUCUGAAGGGCAGUGGGGAUUACUGCCAGGCACAGCACGGCCUCUAUGCAGACAAGUGAACUGUAGA
This is a messenger RNA of Rhineura floridana, 646 nucleotides long. RefSeq lists its product as uncharacterized. The coding region runs from base 504 to 638 and encodes 44 amino acids. The record is from RefSeq and is a predicted model, not a curated record. The transcript has 2 exons. Lineage: Eukaryota; Metazoa; Chordata; Lepidosauria; Squamata; Rhineuridae.